This is a messenger RNA of Diceros bicornis minor, 849 nucleotides long. Its product is annotated as dehydrogenase/reductase SDR family member 2, mitochondrial-like. NCBI's taxonomy places the organism in Eukaryota, Metazoa, Chordata, Mammalia, Perissodactyla, Rhinocerotidae. The record is from RefSeq and is a predicted model, not a curated record. Gene Ontology annotation, molecular function: carbonyl reductase (NADPH) activity.
AUGCUCCGAGCAGUGGCCUGGGUCCAACGAGGCCUGUUUCAUCCCUGUGCUGGGCUCAGUGCUGCCCUGGAAAGCAGCAGUGGGAUAGACCAAAAGGGCAUCCUGGCCAAUCGGGUAGCCAUGGUUACGGGGUCCACUAGUGGGAUCGGCUUUGCUAUCGCCUGGCUUCUGGUCCAGGAUGGGGCCCACAUGGUGGUCAGCAGCCGGAAGCCGCAGAACGUGGACCGAGCAGUGGCAGCGCUGCAGGGGGAGGGGCUGAGUGUGACGGGCACCGUUUGCCAUGUGGGGAAGGCCGAGGACUGGGAGUGGCUGGUGGCCACGGCCCUGGAGCAUUGUGGGGGUGUCGACUUCCUGGUGUGCAACGCAGGGGUCAACCCCCUGGUGGGGAGCACCUUGGGGACCAGUGAGCAGGUGUGGGACAAGAUCCUCAAAGUGAAUGUGAAGGCCCCGGCCCUGCUGCUGAGCCCGCUGCUGCCUCACAUGGAGAAGAGGGGGAGGGGUGCUGUCAUCCUGGUCGCCUCCAUUUCAGCUUAUAUUUCACAUGUGGAGCUGGGCGCCUGCAAUAUCAGUAAGACGGCCCUGCUGGGCCUCAUGAGGACGCUGGCGAUGGAGCUGGCCCCCAAGCCCAUCCUGAUGAACUGCCUGGUUCCAGGAAUAAUCAAGACUGACUUCAGCAAAAUAUUACACCAGAAUGAGGCUUUCUGGAACCUAUUAAAGGAAACCCAGAAGGUGCAGAGGAUUGGGCAGCCUGAGGACUGUGCAGGACUCGUGUCCUUCCUGUGCUCUCCAGGUUCCAGCUACAUCACCGCCGAGAGCAUUGUGGUGGCUGGCUUCUCCCCUCGACUCUGA